This is a messenger RNA of Sphaerodactylus townsendi, 549 nucleotides long. RefSeq names its product hemoglobin subunit alpha-A-like. The transcript has 4 exons. NCBI's taxonomy places the organism in Eukaryota, Metazoa, Chordata, Lepidosauria, Squamata, Sphaerodactylidae. Gene Ontology annotation, biological process: oxygen transport. The record is from RefSeq and is a predicted model, not a curated record. Gene Ontology annotation, molecular function: iron ion binding; heme binding; oxygen binding. Bases 1 to 549 code for a protein of 182 amino acids.
AUGAAGAGCAUCCCACACCUCUGCAAACUCCGCCUUCCCCGGACCCCAGCCACCAUCCCCAAACCUCCAGGGAUAUCACAACUGAAUCUGGCGCUGAUGAAGUCCGAUAUGGAGAACAUUCGAUUGCUUUGGAAAAGGCUGUCAGACAACGCUGAGGAGAAUGGCCGACGCAUCUUCAUCAAGUUUUUUACAGAUUAUCCUGAGAGCAAGCGGUAUUUCAAGUCUGUGCCCACCGAGGGCGAUCUGCACACGAACUCUGAUGUGGCCCUGCAUGGCGCAAGGGUUAUAAACACUUUCAACCAUGUGAUUGAAAGCAUGGAGGACUGGCAGAAGGCCUGCAAGUUGCUCCAACGCCUGGUGGACAAGCAUAAGAAUAUCCAUAAAGUGCCGGCAGUAACGUUUCAGCAUAUGUUCCAAGCAUUUCUGGGUAUCUGCCAAGACAUUAUGGGGGAUGAACUCACCAACGACAUGUUGGUUUCUUGGGACAAGUUCUUCGAAGCAGUCUAUGAUGAAAUCUCGGUCGCUUACGGUCGGAAGCGGCUUCUUUAG